GGCUAUUUAAAGCGGCAGCGCUGGUUAGGAGCCGCGGGUCCUGGAGUCCUUCCACGCCAGCUUUGUCGAUUCUUCUUUCUCAGCCUAGCCCAGCCUCACCAUGGUGGACGCCUUCGCGGGGACGUGGAAGCUAGUAGACAGCAAGAAUUUUGAUGACUACAUGAAGUCAGUCGGUGUGGGUUUUGCUACCAGGCAGGUGGCCAACAUGACCAAGCCUACCACAAUCAUCGAAAUAAAUGGGGACACUAUCACCAUAAAAACACAGAGCACCUUCAAGAACACCGAGAUCAGCUUCAAGCUGGGGGUGGAGUUCAAUGAGACAACGGCAGAUGACAGGAAGGUUAAGUCCAUUGUGACGCUGGAUGGAGGCAAACUUGUCCACCUGCAGAAGUGGGACGGGCAAGAGUCAACACUUGUGCGGGAGCUUGUUGAUGGAAAACUCAUCCUGGUACUGAUAACACCAACCUUGAAGGGCUGCUGGGAAAUCUGAAUGAGACAGUGGAUG
Messenger RNA from Pteropus alecto (black flying fox), 505 nucleotides. It is a transcript of the gene FABP3, whose product is annotated as fatty acid binding protein 3. The record is from RefSeq and is a predicted model, not a curated record. The coding region runs from base 101 to 490 and encodes 129 amino acids. Gene Ontology annotation, biological process: fatty acid transport. Gene Ontology annotation, cellular component: cytosol; nucleus. Lineage: Eukaryota; Metazoa; Chordata; Mammalia; Chiroptera; Pteropodidae. Gene Ontology annotation, molecular function: fatty acid binding. The transcript has 4 exons.